Molecule: messenger RNA, 1959 nt
Organism: Manihot esculenta (cassava)
Lineage: Eukaryota; Viridiplantae; Streptophyta; Magnoliopsida; Malpighiales; Euphorbiaceae
Product: AT-hook motif nuclear-localized protein 5
Exons: 5
Coding region: 699-1742 (347 amino acids)
Molecular function (GO): minor groove of adenine-thymine-rich DNA binding
Source: RefSeq, a predicted model, not a curated record
AGGUCUUUACUUGGAACCUUUAAUUCAAAAGCUCACAUUUGCAUAUUUUCAAUUCAUUUUACUCCUCUCUCUCCUAGUCCUUGUCUUUUCUACUCCUCCUGCAAUUUUCUUCUCAUACCCUAGAUUGCUUAGAAAUCUAGGGUUUUUCUUUUCUUUUCUUUUCUUUUCUUUUUGAGGUGUUACAGCAUGGUUUAGCUUAUUGGUUUGUAGCUGUCCUUUUUUGAUUCUCCUUCACAUUUCUUCUCAAAACAAUCUCUCCUAUUGGAUGUUGAAGGUGAAGCUGCUUCCUGUUUAACAUCAUUUUCUUUCUUUAUUUUAGUGGGUUUAGGUUGAAUUUCUAGUUGGGUUGUUUUGAUCCUGUUUUCAAGCACAAAAACCCCUGUAAAACCCUUUUUCUGAAAUUUCCCUGUGUUCAUAUUUUGUUGAAGGUUUAGGGCUAAUCCUUUGAAUGAAGGAUAUGAAAUUUUUCUUGUUUUUAUAUAUUUCCUCUAUUUAGAGAAAAACCCUUGCAAAACCCCUUUCAUGAACUUCCUUUUUUUUUUUUUUUCUAUUUAAUUUUUGUAACCUAUGAUUCAGUUUUAGAGGUUAGGCUUAAAGGGCUCUAAAGACACUAGCUUUAGCCAAGCCAGGACGAGAGGAAGUAAGAAAGGGGUGAAGUUUUGCUGUUGUGAUCUUGCACUGUAGCUCUUAGUAAAUGCAUGGAUGGAAGAGAAGCCAUGGCAUUAGCUAGUGGGUCAGCACCAUAUUUCAUUCAUAGAGGAGGUGGGAUUGUUGGGUCUGGGUCUGGAUCUCAAAUUGGUCCAAUACAUGUCCCACCUGGGUUCAGACCCUUGUCAAACCCCAAUCUAGCAGCUCAAUCAAAUGCCAGGCCAGGUUCAUCUGGCCCAGCAUUUUCAAUGGAGCCAUCAAAUGCAAAUUUUGCUCAUGGCAUUAACAUCGCUGUUCCCUCUGGGGUGCCAGUGGGUGAACCAGUCAAGAAGAAGCGAGGGAGGCCCCGAAAAUAUGCUCCAGAUGGGCAAGUUUCUCUUGGAUUGUCUCCCAUGCCAGUAAAGUCUAAGCCUCCUUCAGGGCCGGAUCCACUGACCCCUAGACGGGGCAGAGGGCGUCCACCUGGGAGUGGGAGGAAGCAGCAAUUGGCUCUUCUUGGUGACUGGAUGAAUGCUUCUGCUGGAGUAGCCUUUUCACCACAUGUUAUAUGCAUUGGAUCAGGAGAGGAUAUUGUUGCAAAAUUACUGUCAUUUGCCCAACAGAGGCCUCGGGCAGUUUGCAUCUUGUCUGGGACGGGUACUGUUUCUUCAGUAACCUUGCGCCAGCCGGCAUCUUCGGGUCCUACUGUCACAUUUGAGGGCCGUUUUGAGAUACUUUGCUUGUCUGGUUCAUUCUUGGUUGCUGAAGAUGGUGGCCCUCGCAAUCGAACUGGUGGUAUUAGUGCUUCUCUUUCUAGUCCCGAUGGUCAUGUCAUUGGUGGUGCAAUUGCAAGGCUCAUUGCAGCAGGGCCGGUUCAGGUGGUGGUGUGUAGUUUUGUGCAUGGAGGUUCUAAGAACAAGGAUAAACAGGUAGGCCGCCUCAAACUUAAUAAAGACUCCACCUCCCCGCCUGGUGAUAAAUCAGCUACCCCAAAAUCUGCUAUCCCCAUUAAUCAACCCCAAAAUUUCACUCCUUCUCCAAUGAACAUAUGGCCGGUUUCGCGAUCAGUUGACCUGAGAAACCCGCACACUGAUAUUGACUUGACGCGAGGAUGAUAGCUGCAACAGACACAUGGGAAAAAACUUUGUACAUAUGUGGUGUUGUUGUACAUGUAUAUGUAUUGAAUCUGGUGAUAAUUUUCAACAAUUUGGGUUCCACCUUGGUCUCCCUGGUAAUCGGCCAUGUCCAAUGUGUUUGUGCUAACGUAGUUUGUAACCAGAAUUCAUCAUUUUAUGAUUGCAAACUUACAAUUGAAACUUGUUGAAUUUUUUU